Molecule: messenger RNA, 4294 nt
Organism: Cladophialophora immunda
Lineage: Eukaryota; Fungi; Ascomycota; Eurotiomycetes; Chaetothyriales; Herpotrichiellaceae
Exons: 6
Coding region: 551-3538 (995 amino acids)
Biological process (GO): post-transcriptional regulation of gene expression
Cellular component (GO): cytoplasm
Molecular function (GO): mRNA binding
Source: RefSeq, a predicted model, not a curated record
ACCGUCGACCUGGCCGUGCUGGUCUUUGGCCAUCGACUCUUUACCCUGGUCGACGAGGGAUUAGUCCCAGGGCUAACCAGAGGAAAAGCACCAGUAGUGGCAGAGGCCGCUACCCAUCGAGCGCCAGUACCCACGCUGGGCUCUGGCGCUUGCCUAAAUGCGCACCACCAAAAAGCCCCCCAAGAGUCGAAUCCAACCUCCACUGCUACUCUAGCACUCUCCAGAUUCGAUCCCGUUUCUGAGGUGCCUUUCCUCCUACUUCACCUCUUUGCACGCCUGUAACAAUAUUCUUUCCUUUCCUUGCCCUCUGCGUUUCCUAUCACUGUCUUUAUAGCAUAUCUCGACUGUCGUGUUGCCCCUCGGCGCGCACGCAGCGUUGGCUGCAUCCAUUUUCUCACUCCCUUUUUGUCAUCCUGGGGACCACGCGCACGCCCUGCGGGGAUUGCUCACAGUUCUCGUUUCCCUAUUAUACUGAAUACAGCGUCUUGUGGGCGGUGCAGACAGGAUUAAAGUGUUGAGUAUCGGCCUUGUUCCAUCCAAGUCCUCGAACAUGGCUUUUUCCAACACACUUAGUGGGCGGAUGGAGGAACUGCGCUUCCCCAGCCUGCGGUCCCCAGACGCCGAGAGUCCAUACAGUUCGAAUGGCUCCUCUACACGAGAGCAAAAUCCAUUCUUCUCAAACAUGCACUCUUCGUCCAACGACGCCCGCGCGAGCCUCCAACGUCGCUUCACAACAGACUCAAGUAAGAUGCCUGUGGCCAGACCAUUUGGUCAGCAAUAUGCGUCCAUGAACACGGCUGCGGCGAAGAACAAACAAAUGUACGAAGACAUCCAGAACGCGAAGCGCAAGGCGGAGGAGCAGUUGCGGCUUUUGGAGCUCCAGGAACGGAGCCUUCAGAUGGGAGCCUCUACUCAGGACCUUGAGCGGAUCUCCACUCGACUGAAUCGGAUCAGUCUCAACGGCCCUGUUAGCGAACCCACCACUCCCCCAGAGUACGCCGAAAGUGGUUUCAGCAAUCGGUUCUCGCGCUCUAGCAGACUGUCUAUGAACAGUAUCAUUUCACCUCCGAGUCUCAGCAAGCGAAUCUCCCAAUCUAGCUCUCAAGUUACCUCGCCUCCCCCAAAUCGUCUUUCAGGCAACGGCAUGUACAGCCAAUCUCAGAAACCAUCUGCAAAAUCAGUGCCAGGCUCUCGAAGAGGGUCUGAUGAAGACGAAUACUACCCAGAGGAUUUGCCCACCACUCGAGCUGCUGCUUCGUUGAAUCGCUUUUCUAUGCCAGUCAACAGCAGUCGUCAUCCGCAACGUCUCAGUGUGAGUGGUGCUGGUGGCGGUUCAUUUGGUCUUGCAAACACCACCAGCUUUCUCUUUGACGAGGAUGAUGAUAAACUCAACCCGCUUGACUUGACAUCCCCCAUUGCAAAAGCCUUCGCGCAGCUUGAGGGCGACGACACCUUUCCGACUUUGACCAGUGACGGUCUCAAGCUUUCUGCCAACUCUGCUGCUUUGGAUCUCGCAAACUCCAAGACGCCAGAUCUUGACUGGACUCUCGGAUCGCGCUACAGACCAGCCCAUCAGAGCAUGCCUCACACAGACUCUUCCAUGUACAGACCUGUUCUUACCAACCUCAACAUCAGCAGCCCACCUGCGGAUCGUCCUGCAGAUUUGACGCGUCGCAAGUCUCAGCGCCAUUCUAUGGGAGUCACUUUUGAAGAUACUGCGCCUCUGCCUGCAAAUCUGACCGUCUCUCGGCCCACGUCCCUCCAGACCUCUUAUUCAACCAACGACGUCCCAACAGUUAAGAAAUCUUUGACUUUGGACACAGCUCCUACGCCUCCCAAGACGCAAGCUGAGCAGCAGUUCCACAACCACAACGUCAGUUUGGGACGAAUUCCUGCGAACGCAGUAAACAAUCGUCAGAGUCGAGAAGUCACCAACGGAUCUGUCAAGCUAGAAGACAAAGCCAUGCCGUCUGCGGGCCCGCUGUCCAGCUUGCACGCCAGUGCAGCGCCGUUCAGCACGUCUUUCACCAGCACCUCAGAUUCCAACGCGAUGGCUUUGGCCAGUCCAACCUCGACAUAUCCACCCCCACAACCUUACAUGUACAAUAUGCAAACUUUCAACGUCAACCAGAUGAAUCCCCAGACCCCCGCUGCCGGACCCAUUCAGCCCUUUGGCCAGAAUCAAGGGAUCUAUGGCAUCAACAAUACGUAUUCUGGCCCACAGCGUUCAGGCACUGGUCGCCGCAACCAUGGUGAUGAAGCUCGAUUCAACAAUGUCCCACUUGAGUCAUAUCGAGGAAAUCUGUACGAGCUCUGCAAAGACCAACAUGGCUGUCGCUACCUCCAACGCAAGCUUGAAGACGGCAACGAGGAGCAUAUCCAGGCCAUUUUCGUGGAAACCUGUCCUCAUAUCAUCGAGCUGAUGACCGACCCCUUCGGCAACUACCUCUGCCAGAAGUUAUUCGAGCAUUGCAACGAGGAGCAGCGAACUACCCUAAUCAAUACUGCCGCUCCGGCCCUCGCGACCAUUGCUCUUAAUCAACACGGGACCCGUGCCCUUCAGAAGAUGAUCGAGUUCGUUCAUACCCCAUCCCAAGUCGACACUAUCAUUCAAGCAUUGUCUCCCCGUGUCGUCGAGCUGGUUCAGGAUUUGAACGGCAACCACGUUGUCCAGAAAUGCCUCACUCGUCUAGGAGCGGAACGUUCUCAAUUUAUCUACGAUGCAGUUGGCAACUUCUGUGUGAUUGUGGGCACUCAUCGUCACGGAUGCUGUGUGCUCCAGCGCUGUAUCGACCAUGCCCAGGGCUUUCAGCGGGCUCAGCUCAUUGCCAGGAUCACUCACUGUGCCUUCGACCUGGUCCAGGAUCCAUUUGGCAACUAUGUUGUUCAGUAUAUUCUCGACCUGGAUGAAGCUGCGUUUACCAAGCCACUGUGUGAAAAUUUCUAUGGUCGGGUUCCAGCCUUGUCAAAGCAGAAGUUUAGCUCCAACGUCAUUGAGAAGUGCUUGCGCACUGCCGACACCGACACCAAGAGAGCCAUGAUCGAGGAGAUGCUGAUGGGAAAUGAGCUCGAGAAGAUGCUCCGGGACUCCUUUGCCAACUACGUGGUCCAGACUGCCAUGGAGUACGCGGAUCCUGCCACCAAGAUGCGCCUCGUUGACUCCAUUCGUCCCAUUCUUCCCCUCAUCAAGCAAACUCCUCAUGGACGACGAAUUGCCAGCAAGAUUCUCGGUAACGAUGUUGCAGGCCGUGGGAAUGCGCCCGCCAACGACAACAUCCUCGCAAGUUUCAACAGUGGCCGCGCAAACAGCCGCCGCAAUGUCCAGAUUGUCGGAGGCGGCUUCAACGGGAUUCGCACUUCCGACGCCUAUGGCUCUGCCGAUAUUCCGAACAAUGUCACUCCCAAUGGAAACACUUACGGCUUGAUGGAUUCAACUGUCAACAUGUACAACGCGCACAAUUACGGCAAUGAUCUCGGGCCGAAUGGUUAUGCUGGCUUCAUCAACGGCUCAGUUGGCGGCUCCAACAAUGUCAUUUGAUGAUUUGGCUCCGGCACCGAGGCUCUCGACACGCUUACGAGUCACGAAAUGAUGAAAAUUUGAAGAUUCCUUUCUGCAUCCGCAUUCAUAGAUCUGCGACCUGCGUCGCCUCGUCUUCAUGCGUGCUUUCUUACGACUGUACCAAUCCACACAACCAAAAAAAGCGUUCGAAUUCUUAACGACAAACAUUCCACGGCCCUUACACUGUAUUAUGCUCAAAAAGGCUAUUCAUCGGUCCAGCAUCAGUCUGGCAGGAGAUCAAAGACUCAUGCCGAGUUUUGGAAAGAACCUAGAGCUCUUGCAUGAAUGAUGGCUUGGUUAACCUUUUCUCCUCUAUCCCACAGGUGUUGAAAUCGAGUGGGCUAGGAGACAUUUCUUUUUAUCUGUGUUUUUGGAAACAACUUUAUGGGAAAAACCACCAAAAAAAUUGCAUGUUUCAUUCAAUCAUGGUACCGACACGUUCGCCUUGUACUCACGAGCAUUGACUGGAAGCUGGCGAAAUGUUCUUCACUGGACAGAAACGGUAUUGCUACCUUUGAAAAGCAAUGGAUGCCUGACUGUAGUGCCGUGGAGGAAUGGUCAUGUACUCAACAAACCAAAGGUCUCAUUUUGGCUAUGUCUCCCUCAAGGGGACACUCAGGGCCUGUACCAUCAAGCAGAGACUAGACUCAAUAGCUAGAAGAAAUUGUAUCUUAGACAAAAUCCUGAUCGUGGUCAGAAUGAGGAGCGCUCUAACAGGGCGUUGCAUAGCAGUCC